CCAUUUUCAUUUUCCAUUUUGUGAUGGCAUCUUGUCCUCAUGCUCAUUGCGCACGCGUACUUGCAGCGAUACGGUUGCUUCUUUAAGAGCAUAAACAUAAUAUUUCAAAACAUGUUAUUGUGUCAUUACGAAGUAUAAAAUUAAUAAUUUUUAUUGAUAUAUACGUUAUAGGUAUAAUUUAAUUUAAUUCUAAAGUGUGAUAAUCAAAAUGAGUGCCAAAAAAGUUUGCGAAACAAAAAUUUUCGAGGACGAGAACACGGACUCUGGAUUUUUAUCUGGACCGUUGAGUGAACAGCUGUUAUCGUCGGAUGAUUUGGAUACAAGAGAAGAUCGUUUAGAUAGUGAUAAUGAGAAAAAAGUGAUCAGUGAAUGUACAGAGCUCGACAGUGGUGUGGACUUGUGUUUGUCAGAGUGUCUGUCAAAUGUUAAACUCAGUGAUCUUCCGCCCACUACCCAGGGCCCCUUAAUAGUUAUCGAAAGCGAAAGAACCCAGGAUAUCCCACCACUCGCCAUAUUAUUCCAACAGGAUGACGACGGCGAUACGCAACUGCACAUCGCUGCUGUUCACGGUUGCGAAAAGUCAGUCGGUACACUAAUAAGAGUGUGUCCAGACAAGGCAUGGCUGGACGUCCCCAACGACUACGGUCACACGCCGCUUCACCUCGCCGUUAUGAGCGGGCACGCCGUCGUCACCAGAAUGUUAGUCAGAGCCGGUGCCUCCUUGGCCAUGAGAGACGUUAGUGGAGAGACUCCCCUUCACAAAGCUGUCGCUGGAAAGAGACUAGAGUGCUUGAAAGCGCUACUAUCGGCAGUACCAGAACACCCACCAAGGAAGCUCUCGACGAUAUUGAAUCAGAAAAACUACAAAGGUCAGACGUGUGUGCAUCUCGCAGCCACGGCGGGACACAUCGAGUCGCUCCAAGUACUGGUCUAUUUUGGAGCCGACAUUAACGCCAGGGAAGGCCUGGCCGGCUGGACGGCGCUGCACGUGGCGGCGCGGCGCGGGGACGUGUCUCUCGCGAAGUUCCUGCUGCACCGCUGCGGCUGCGCGGCGGACGCGCGCGACUACGCGGGCCGCACGCCGCGACGCCUCGCGCGCUCCGCACGCGUCUGCGCGCUCUUCGCGCCCGACGACGACGAAGACGACAGCGACGACGAUAUGUAUGACAGUGACAGCGACAGCGACAGUCUGUUCGAGAAACUGCGACAGAACGUCAACCCCAUUAACGUCGCCUGAUAAGACGCGACAUACAACUGCGAUGUCUCCCACAACUGAGAAUAUUAAUCGCGAAAAUAUUGCAACAUUCAAUUCAUCGUUCAGUACGAAUAUUUUAUCUUUGCCGCUCUGAAGUGUGGUAUUUGGGCCGUAUAUUGGGCAGGUAAUUCCGCAAAUACUUAUCAGUAAUGAGAUCAAUAUCGGAUACUGCGACGCCACUUGCUUCUGCUUCAGAGCGGCAAAGUUAAAAUGAUUGUUUCGUAUAUUUUAUCAUAUUUCAUGUUAUAGCGAGGAAUUAUAAACUCUAUUACAGUAUCUAUGUUAUUCAAAUGUAAAACUGUAUUAGAAUAAUCUUGAAACCCACUUCAUAUUAUAUAAAAUAAGUUUAAAUUAAAAAAAAAAAAAAAUUGUGAAAAAUAAAUAAUAUAUAAAAGAGAUUCAAUGACACGCAUUGUUAUUGUAUCCUUUACCCAUAUACAGAUCAUAUUGAAUUAAUUAUAUAUUCUCCGCGAAUUCCUCGUCCAUACAAUGAUAUAUUAAUAAUUUCCAUUAAAUCAUUGUUUAAGUACAUAUUAUAUAAUAAUAUGCGGUUAACUGUACGAUAGAAUUCCUUUAAUAUAUCAUUAAGUUAUUAUUCGCAUCUGUUACUGUUAUUUUUAACCAUUUCUUUAUUCUUCAAUUGUUUUGUAUUUUAUUAUUUUAUUCGAUUUCAUCAAAAUGCACAUAGGAUUAAAAAAUAUUUCUCAUGCUUAAUGCGAACUUAAAAAAAAAUAAAGUUGCUAGAUACUUCUAAUGAAUUUUUUUUUAUCUAUGUAAUAUUCAUACAUGGCUGUAUAGUGGGUAUACUUGUACUUGCCGUUUAGAAAGUUGUUUUAAAAAAAAGAAAUGGCGCCUUAAUCUACGCAACUAUUUCAUAUCUUUGAUGGAUGGAUAUAAAAUGUAAUGUUCAUAAUUCUAUAUAUUAAUGUCAAAUUGUUUAUGGUAAAGUAACUUUGUUUCUAAAUUACUUCGAAUAUUGAAUGUUAUAAGUAAAUUACUAAGUUACUCCUCUCUAAACAUUGUUUGUCAAAGUUAGGGACUUAAUUUGUCGAUUGUCAUGUAUUUGAUAUUGAAGUGGGUUGAAAGUGACAUGACGAAGCCUUUUAAGCGCUUUAUUGUAAUGUUACAUAUCCAGGAUUCCAUUUCGUUACAACUUGUUAUAAAUGUAAACAAAAGUGAAACUAAAAACAUAUGACAAUUUUUUAUUUAUUAUUGUUUUGGCGGAAUAAUUUUUCCUCUCAUUUUGUGUAAGUUUUUUUUUUAUCAUUGUUUAUAGUUUGUAAUGAAAUGGAGCAUACGUAACAAUUCGGGAUGUCUUCCUACAGAUUAAAUAUUUAUAUUGUGUUACUAGUAAUACUAUGUUCUAUUAAAUAUAUGUGUUAUAUGUAUUUUAUUUAUUUAUAAUCUCGAUAAUAAAAUUGAGGAAGGCAUUGUAAAUUAGGCCAGUUAUAAAUGAUUUAUGUAUUGUACGGUCUUGCCCUAACUUUCGUGAGAAAACAGCGGUUAAGACCGAUUUUGUCAUCGCGCCGCACAGUUUUCAAUGAAGAAAACGUUUCACGCGAUUAGGUUACAGUAGACAAAUGUUUGUUAAGAAUCAGCUGGUUAUGUAUAAGUUUAGUCUGUAAUGUGCAAUUAUACAACUCGACCGCCGAAUGAAGUCUCGUCGGUGAUAAGCGCCAACACGGUCGGCGUACACGAUCGCGCGAUCCAACUCAAAUAGGCCUCUAGUUCGUACAUUGUAACAUAUUUGAACGUAUGUUCUACUAGUCGUUGUAUUUUAUUAAAUUAUAACUUGUUUGAAUAA
Messenger RNA from Vanessa atalanta (red admiral), 3059 nucleotides. RefSeq names its product NF-kappa-B inhibitor cactus-like (gene cact). NCBI's taxonomy places the organism in Eukaryota, Metazoa, Arthropoda, Insecta, Lepidoptera, Nymphalidae. The coding region runs from base 209 to 1237 and encodes 342 amino acids. The record is from RefSeq and is a predicted model, not a curated record. Gene Ontology annotation, molecular function: protein binding. The transcript has 5 exons.